Messenger RNA from Hyla sarda, 5644 nucleotides. RefSeq names its product speckle type BTB/POZ protein (gene SPOP). The coding region runs from base 432 to 1556 and encodes 374 amino acids. Gene Ontology annotation, cellular component: nucleus; cytoplasm. Gene Ontology annotation, molecular function: ubiquitin protein ligase binding. The record is from RefSeq and is a predicted model, not a curated record. NCBI's taxonomy places the organism in Eukaryota, Metazoa, Chordata, Amphibia, Anura, Hylidae. The transcript has 11 exons. Gene Ontology annotation, biological process: regulation of proteolysis; proteasome-mediated ubiquitin-dependent protein catabolic process.
UCUGCAGGGUUUCUCUCUUGCCAGAUAGUGAGCAUUCCUUGCUCCCCAUAUGCUGCCACAUUAUGAGCUGCCCUGCCUGUUGAGGUUCUAGGGGGCCUUAAGCAGUGGUCACUAGGGGGUGCCAUCGAUUACCCGGGUACUGGGACCUCGUUAGCUCGAAGGGGAGGCAAUUUGGGGGGCCCCUGGGAACCUGAAGGGGGAGGGGCUACGAACCAGGAACUGACAGCUGAUUAUUACUUGGAAUGAACACUUCCUGUGCUUGUGGGUGAUCAGUUCUCUGUAAUAAUAGAGGUUACUGCCAUUGAGGAUUCGGGUUGAGAUUUAAUGCGGACAAGUCCCUAUACAGAGGCGGCUGUGAGUUUUCUGCCAUACUGAAAGGAGAAGGCCCUUAGGGCUCCUUCCUCCGCACCACAAAAGCUUCCAAGCUGGCGAUGUCGCGAGUUCCAAGUCCCCCUCCCCCGGCUGAGAUGUCCAGUGGUCCCGUGGCUGAAAGCUGGUGUUAUACUCAGAUAAAAGUUGUGAAGUUUUCAUACAUGUGGACCAUCAAUAAUUUCAGCUUCUGUCGAGAGGAAAUGGGUGAAGUGAUAAAAAGCUCCACGUUCUCAUCUGGAGCCAACGAUAAACUAAAAUGGUGCCUACGAGUGAAUCCUAAAGGUUUGGAUGAAGAAAGUAAAGACUAUUUGUCUCUCUAUCUGCUGCUAGUCAGUUGUCCAAAGAGCGAGGUGCGCGCCAAAUUUAAAUUUUCCAUCCUCAAUGCCAAGGGGGAAGAGACCAAGGCGAUGGAAAGCCAGCGGGCAUACCGCUUCGUCCAAGGGAAGGACUGGGGUUUUAAGAAGUUCAUUCGUAGAGAUUUCCUGCUUGACGAGGCCAAUGGUUUACUCCCGGACGACAAGCUGACACUAUUUUGUGAGGUCAGCGUGGUACAAGAUUCUGUCAACAUUUCCGGUCAAAACACAAUGAACAUGGUGAAAGUCCCAGAAUGUCGCCUCGCGGAUGAGCUCGGAGGGUUAUGGGAGAAUUCUCGCUUUACAGACUGCUGCCUGUGUGUGGCGGGUCAGGAAUUUCAGGCGCACAAAGCCAUCCUUGCAGCUCGGUCACCUGUGUUCAGCGCUAUGUUCGAGCAUGAGAUGGAAGAAAGUAAGAAGAAUCGUGUGGAGAUUAAAGAUGUGGAACCAGAUGUCUUCAAGGAAAUGAUGUGUUUUAUAUACACCGGGAAGGCAUCCAACCUUGAUAAGAUGGCUGAUGAUCUCCUGGCGGCUGCAGACAAGUAUGCUCUGGAACGUCUGAAGGUGAUGUGCGAGGAGGCUCUGUGCAGCAACCUGUCAGUAGAGAACGCUGCCGAGAUUCUAAUCUUGGCUGACUUACACAGUGCAGACCAGCUCAAGACUCAGGCCGUGGACUUCAUCAACUAUCAUGCGUCUGAUGUCAUGGAGACAUCAGGAUGGAAAUCCAUGGUGGUCUCUCACCCACACCUGGUGGCAGAAGCAUACCGUUCCUUGGCCUCGGCUCAGUGCCCUUUCCUGGGCCCUCCUCGCAAGCGUCUGAAGCAAUCUUAAAGUGAAGCUCUUGUACACAUUAACCACUCUUGAUCUGGAGCCGCUCUCUCCUCUUCCUCAUCGCAUGAGAGACACUGGUGGGGGAGGGGGUGAGAGAGGAGGUUUCUAUCUUUACCUCCCCAACAUUGUGUGUGUUGCCACCCUACUCUCCUUUGCCACGUGGCCGGACUGAGUCUUCUGUCUCCCGUAUCCUGUGAGGAGCAGGGAGCAUAAACAGACUUGCCCUCCCUGUGGGUGUGUUUCCCUGCUGGAAUUUUACCUUAAUUUAUAGGGGCGGAGAGAAGUUUCUGAUCUCCAUAGAGGACUUUUUUGGAGUUCAGAUGUUCAAGGGCUGAGACUGCGAGCUUUUCAGAGCUGCCCUCCGAACCCCAAUUUUUUGUUUUUCCCGGACAGUGCAGGGGCUAAACUUGUGUCUAUAUUCUCUGGGAUGCAUUUUAAUUUCUUUUAUGUUGUGUUCCUUUUGUUUUGCCAUCAUUUCCAUUAUUACCCCCCCCCCCCCCUCCUCUUAAUUUAGCUUUUAAUACUGUUCCAUAACAUUAGAGGAUCUCCUCACUAUAAAUUCGCAUCUUCCAAGUUCAGUAUCACUGGCCAGUCUGUGGCGGUGUCGCUGGAUGUGGCCUCCACGUCACGGUCUUCAUUUCAUGAACUCUAGUACCCCCCUCUGUUAUAGCCACGGAGUUGGUGGGGUCCAAUGACUUUUAUGCAGUUUUUGGCCAAUGAUUAGAUGAACUUAGACUGAGGUUACACACCUUGGGGCCCAUACCUGGCUUUACGAGAGUGUGCCAGACAUUGAGAUGCUGAAUCCAGCAGUCAGAACCGAGGACUGUUUGACAUGACUGUGAUGUUACCUUCUUUGCUUUGUCCUUGUCCUCUUGUACUUGCAGCUACUAUGUUAUGUUGUGAGGCUCAGCCGCUAUUGCUUCAAAGCCAGUAGACUUUUCUUUUUGCAGACCAUAAAUAAUUCCUAUUUUGUAUUGUGCAUCACUAUCCUUUAAACGCAUUCCAUCUUAAGAGAGUACUGUUGCAUUAAAUAUGCCCACCAUGCUAUUGGGUUAAUCUUGCGAUGGGAUGGAUCGUGGGGGGAUUUAGUAAAACUUGAGGGUAUGCCUGGUCUGUUCCUUUUCAUGUGCAAAGACUGUGCCGUUUUGUGAAUUUGCAUUCAUGCAGUUACGUAUUCCGUACCGGCAUCUUGGGAGUAGCAUUUGCCCUAGAUUGCUUACAGCUGCGAAACCUUUCCUACUUAAAGGGAGUGUUCACAAAAAAGGAAGAUUGUGCUAUUCAAACGCAGGUGAUGGCAGAUCUGUGGAAAUGUAGAAAUCUCCUUGUGGGGAUUCUUUUUAUGUUUAACACGUAGGACAUUUUAGUGUCCUAGCAAUUAGAUUUUUCGCUUAAAGGGGUUGUGUAGUGUUAGAAAAACAUGGCUGCUUAGCUCUUAAACCAACAGUGUCACACCUAGCCACAGGUUCUGUGUGGGGUUUUGCAACUCAGCAAUAGCACUGUCAGAAAGAUGACCCACAAUGUCACCAUUUACUGAAGUGUAAAGUGUAGUCUGGAAAUCUGGCUGCUAUUUUACACACAUUUAGAGGAGAUUGAGAAUCGCAGCAACGCAAUAUGUUACCUACACAGUCUGCAUAUAAACUGUGAACCAGAAAGUCACUUUAACUCUAUGGCCAUGCUGGGAGUAUGAAACUCAGACUGCUGUAAAGAAACAUUGUUCUGUCUUAAAGAAGCACACCAGGUUUUGUUUAGUUUUUUUGUCCAUAUGAUGCACCCUCACCAUCACUAGCUUCCCCUACCCCGCAUAUCAAUGAGCCUUCAUGACUCUGUCAGAAGUUCACCAGCUGUCCUUCCUUGGAUCUUUUUGGUAGGUACCAAUGAUUGCAGACUAGGAACACCCCACAAAAUAGGCACCAUUGUCAUGACACAGUCAAUAUUCUCAACUACUUCUGGUUUAAUCUUAUGGCUGAUCGGUGUAUAUUAAAAGGUUAUUCACAGAUGUUUAGUGCUCUUAGGUGUUCAACUUAAAUGAGAUGGUAGGGUGUGCCAACAGUUGGAUAAGUUAAUUUUGGCUGCAGUACCCCUUUAAAUUUAAUCAUUUUGGGACAAUGAUAAUUCCCCUAUAUCUUAUAUUGAACAUCUCUAGGACUCUAGCUUCAGCCUACUAAUCCACUUACUGCGUACUUUCUAGAGCUUGUGAUUAUACCUCCACCCAAUUCUGUAACACAUUGUUUUGAGUAUCUCUUACCUAUAGUGAUGGGAAUUUUACAGAGGUAUUUAAUUCCGUAUUUACCUUUUUGUCCCUGAAUUAUGUAACUAGUUGCAUUAAAGGAAAUUCAGUUUUCAUCCUAAAUUGGCAGCCUUGUCUAGAAGAACCCUCUGGCAGUAGUACGGGCAUAUUCACUCUUCUAAUGAAUCUGGAACACUCAUUGGUAUACAGCCACUUGGCUCAAGGCCUCCGAUAUACAGGAGUGAUUUAGUAUAAGCAUAAUACCUAUUCAUCCAGUCAGCAUUGUCAAUAGGCACAACACCCAAGGCCAUAGGUAAAUCAUCCCUUAAUUUGGCUUCCAUUUUUGCAUUCUCUAUUCUGUCCCUCAGCUGCACACAAUGUACAGAGUGGACUCAUUUAAUGGUUCCAUUAGGUGAGAGCAAAUGUUUUGGUCUGUGAACUAUAUUGGUUUAAUUUGCCUUUAAAAAAAACUGCUUAAAAUAUAGAUUUCAAUUAUGUUUGUUUUGGAUAAAAUCUUUUUGGUUCCUAUGUGUAUGUAUUACGAUGAGAUAUGAAGCAUGGAGCGUGUGUGGCUGCAUCUGUGUUGAGAGCCAUGGAGGGGAGGAUUGCUUUGGAGUAUUUUGUCAUUUUGACACUGGUUACUAAUGUAAAGAUUGGGGUAGAUGGUGACACUGUCAACCCUGAUGCAACCAAAAAGUGGUCUUACUUUGAGUGGCCUCAAGUAUCACACAAGUACUGGAAUCAUUGAUUUGCGCACCCAUGAUCUUGUCACUGGCUGUCCUUCCUUGGGCUACAUUUGGUAGGUAGUACCUACUGUUUAAUGCACCCAAGAAAAUCUUUUGGAGAUCUUCUGAUUCUAGCCAUCACAGUUUGGUCCAUGACAAAGUCGCUCAUAUCCUUACCCUUGCCCAUUCUUCCUGCUUCAAACAUGUCAACUGUAAGAAGUGACUAUUCACUUGCUGCCUAAUAUCUCCCUAUAAGAUAAUCAAUGUUAUUCCACUUCACCUGUUAGUGGUUUAACCUGUUAAGGACGCAGGGCGUACCUGUAUGCUCCCCUGCUAUGAGGCAGGCUCACAAGCACCUAUCAAUUGCCGGGACCUGUGUCUAAUGCCAGACAUCACCAAUCGCGGUGAUGCCCGGUAUUAAACCAUUAGACCCCUCGAUCAAAGUUCAUUGCGGCGCCUAAAAUAAAAAUAAUAAAUUUAAAAAAGCAUUACCGGCAGCUCAGCAGAGCUGAUAGGGACCACCACAGUAAAACCGCAGUGUCCCAACCAGCUGAGAGGACGGCGAGAGGGCCCUUACCUGCCGCCUCCCCUUCCGAUCUCUUCCUCGAUGCUCCAGGCAGCCUCAGCAGCCUGGAGCAAUUGAGCACAGAUAACACUGAUCUAUGCUAUGGCACAGCAUUGAACAGUGUAUGCAAUCCAAGGAUUGCAUGUAAUAAUCACCCAUGGGGACUAAAAAAUUGUGUUAAAAAAUAAAUAAAAGUUAAUAAAUGUGAAUUAACCCCUUCCAUAAUUUGAAUCACCUCCCUUUUCCCCAUAAAAAAAAUGUAAACAAAAAUAAACAUAUGUGGUAUCACCACGUGUGUAAAUGUCCAAACUAUAAAAAUAUAAUGUUAAUUACACCACACGUCAAAGGCGUUUAUGUAAUAAAGAAAAUUUGCAAAAAAGCGGUCAAAAAGUCCCAUCAAAACACAAUAAAAACUACAGACCACGGCGCAAAAAAUUAGCCCUCAUACAUCUCCAUAUACGGAAAAAUAAAGUUUUAUAGGGGUCAAAACAUGACAAUUUUAAACAUACGAAUUUUGGUGCAUGUAGUUAUCAUUUUUUAAAGUAGUGAAAUAAAGCCGAUAUAAAUUGGA